AUGGUUGGGCAUCAGCCUGUAUGUCCACCUCGGCUCCUGCUGCAGGGCUGGGGAGCGCUGCUGCUGUCCCAGUGCUUGUCCUACGCGUCCUCCCAGGUCCCGGAUCCCGAGCUUUUGCCCACAGAUCCCCCAAAGAAGCCGGACCCCAUCACCUCCGAGUCCGUUGUCUUCUGGGGGCUGCGCUUAUGGCAGGUCAUCGCCAUCUUUUCCAUGUUUGUUUUAGCAAUCAUUAUCACCCUAUGUUGUAUAUUCAAAUGUCGAAUCCCGAGAACCAAAAAGGAAAUAGAGGCACGGCACGCGCAGAGACUGGCCGCCAAAAUAUACGCCAACACGUUAGAGACGGUGCCACCUCUGAAUGAGCUGACGGAGAUCCCGGGAUCUGCAAAGGCAGAAGAGAAAGAGGAGGUGACGACAGUCUCCGCUAAAGUGGACGCGGACAAAGCAGAGAAGAAGCCCAAAGAGGGCAAGAAAGAGGGCAAGGGUGCCAAACAAGGGAAAGGAGACGAAAAGGAGGCGUCCGGUAAGGACGCCGGCGAGGGGAAAGGGAAGAAGUCUGGAGAGAAGGGGGAGAAAGAAGGCAAAGGAGACAGUAAAGGAGGCAAAGGAGACAAUUAUAUUUGA
Molecule: messenger RNA, 621 nt
Organism: Cyclopterus lumpus (lumpfish)
Lineage: Eukaryota; Metazoa; Chordata; Actinopteri; Perciformes; Cyclopteridae
Gene: tmie
Product: transmembrane inner ear
Exons: 5
Coding region: 1-621 (206 amino acids)
Source: RefSeq, a predicted model, not a curated record